AUGGGUUUGUCUUUCUCCAAGUUGUUCGCCAACCUCUUUGGCAACAAGGAAAUGAGAAUCUUGAUGGUCGGCUUGGAUGCCGCCGGUAAAACCACCAUCUUGUACAAGUUGAAGUUGGGUGAGAUCGUCACCACCAUUCCAACCAUCGGUUUCAACGUCGAGACUGUCGAGUACAAGAACAUCUCUUUCACCGUCUGGGAUGUCGGUGGACAGGAUAAGAUCAGACCUUUGUGGAGAUACUACUUCCAGAACACCCAGGGUAUUAUUUUCGUGGUUGACUCCAACGACAGAGACCGUAUCGCCGAGGCCCGUGAGGAAUUGCAGCAGAUGCUUAACGAGGACGAGUUGAGAGACGCGUUGUUGCUUGUGUUUGCCAACAAGCAGGACUUGCCUAAUGCCAUGAACGCUGCAGAGAUCACCGAGAAGUUGGGCUUGCAUUCCAUCAGACAGAGACCAUGGUACAUCCAGUCCACUUGUGCCACCACCGGAGACGGUUUGUACGAGGGUUUGGAGUGGUUGUCGACCAACUUGAAGAACUCCUCUUAG
Molecule: messenger RNA, 546 nt
Organism: Sungouiella intermedia
Lineage: Eukaryota; Fungi; Ascomycota; Pichiomycetes; Serinales; Metschnikowiaceae
Source: the annotation of a GenBank genome assembly